Chelonus insularis is the source of this 742-nucleotide messenger RNA. RefSeq names its product Metazoan SpoT homolog-1 (gene Mesh1). The transcript is spliced from 3 exons. The record is from RefSeq and is a predicted model, not a curated record. The coding region runs from base 100 to 681 and encodes 193 amino acids. NCBI's taxonomy places the organism in Eukaryota, Metazoa, Arthropoda, Insecta, Hymenoptera, Braconidae. Gene Ontology annotation, molecular function: guanosine-3',5'-bis(diphosphate) 3'-diphosphatase activity.
UCUCAUUCUUUCAGUAACCUGUUCUCUCUACAGUAACACAUUUGUAUUCCUGAUUGAAUAAUUGUCAAUGAAAAUUUUAAUUUUUUUCAUUUUAUAAAUAUGGCAUCAGUAUCUGUUCAAAAAUCACCAAAAACUUUAUCAAAACAAGAAUUAUUAUCAGUGAUCAUAAAAUCUAUUAAUUUUGCAGCUUUAAAACAUAAAGAUCAACGACGACACGAUUUAGAAGCAACUCCGUACAUUAAUCAUCCAAUAGGUGUUGCAAAUAUUUUAAUUCAGGAAGGUGAAAUUUAUGAUCCAGUUGUAAUUGUUGCUGCUAUUCUGCAUGAUACAGUUGAAGAUACUGAGACAACUAUUGAAGAAAUUGAAAAUGAAUUUGGUUCAGAAGUAAAACAAGUUGUAUUAGAAGUAACUGAUGAUAAAUCUUUACCGAAACAAGAACGGAAACGUUUACAAAUAGAACAUACUCCUCAUAUUACUUACGAAGCUAAAUUAGUUAAAUUAGCUGAUAAAAUUUACAAUCUACGAGAUCUUCUGAGGCAAACUCCAAUUGGCUGGACACCUCAAAGAGUUGAUCAAUAUUUUCUGUGGGCUAAAGCUGUUAUUGAUGGCUGCCGAGGUACUAAUGAGAAAUUAGAAAAAGCAUUUGAUGUGAUUAUUACAGAAAAAGAAAAAACUACUUAAAAUCAUAUUUUAUUUUUAAUAAAAAUGUUUAUUAUUUUUCAAUAAAAUAAAAAUAUUAAUA